AUGCAGGAAAAAGUCGAAAUGCAAGACGAUCGUCAAGAGUCGUCUGCUGUCUCUUUCUUCCACCCGGCGCUGAAGGAAGUUCGACAGCGAGUGUACUUCCAAUGGAGCCGCACCGCGCUGAAAGUCUGGGUCGUCGACUUUGACGGACAACUCGACCCGUACCGCACCAACAACCCGAUCGUCGGGUCCGUCGUCACCAACGUGACCCGCCAGAUCCUCGACUCGCCGGGUCUGCAUUUAGGUUACGAGAUCAAAUCCCCCGCCGAUUUCAACCAUGACCCGUGGGACGUGCGCCAAGGCAUCUAUGACGAACACGCCUACGCCGCCGUCAUCGUCAACGCAAAUGCAACCAGCCUCCUGCGCGCCGCGGUGUCGCACGGCAACUCCUCCUACGACCCGACCGGCGCCAUCGAAUCCGUGAUCAUUUCCGCGCGCGACGAAACCACCUACUAUAACUAUGUGCUGCCCGGUCUGACUGUUCUGCAGGGCAUGGUCCUGGCGGAGUUCGGCCCACAGUGGGCCCGCGAGCUUCUAGUUUCGCCGUCGGCCAAUCUGUCGCAGGUGCCCCCGCAGGCCAUCAACCCAGCGAUCGGGUUCACGAAUAUCGAUCUGCGCCCGUUCGGACCGGCCGUCACGACACCGGCCGUGACUAUCGGUCUGAUCUAUCUGAUCAUCAUUGCGUUUUUCAACUUCCCGUUCCUGAUGCCCAUCCACGCCCAGUUUAUGAAACCCGAGGGCCACCCGCCGCUUAAGUUGUGGCAUUGGCUGCUGUGGCGCGUGCUCUCCAGCAUCGUCGCCUACUUCUUUUUGUCGCUCUUCUACUCGUUCGUCUCGCUGGCCUUUCAGAUCCCCUUCAGCAACCCGCCAGCCCCGGAGACUCUGUCAGCCAAUAACCCCAAUGCGUACGGCCGCGGGUCCUUUGUGGUGUUCUGGAUGCUGAACUGGGUUGGCAUGGCUGCCUUGGGAUUCCCUUGCGAGAACAUGGCCAUGAUCCUGGGCUUUCCCUGGAGUUCACUCUUUUUGAUUUUCUGGGUCAUUACCAACGUGGCUACGGGAUUUUAUGCGCUGGAUCUGGCACCGGGCUUCUUUGCGUGGGGAUAUGCGUGGCCCUUGCAUCGGAUUGUCGAGGCACUACGUACAAUCUUCUUCGACACCCACUCUCGCAUCGGGCUGGACUUUGCGGUCCUGUUUAUUUGGAUUGCUGUCUCACUUCUGUUCUUCCCAUUUGCGACAUUUAUCAUGCGCUGGAAGGCGAAGCGCGGACUCUGA
Molecule: messenger RNA, 1269 nt
Organism: Penicillium alfredii
Lineage: Eukaryota; Fungi; Ascomycota; Eurotiomycetes; Eurotiales; Aspergillaceae
Product: SNG1 family protein
Exons: 3
Coding region: 1-1269 (422 amino acids)
Cellular component (GO): membrane
Source: RefSeq, a predicted model, not a curated record